Symbiodinium natans is the source of this 1044-nucleotide messenger RNA. The record is from the annotation of a GenBank genome assembly. NCBI's taxonomy places the organism in Eukaryota, Dinophyceae, Suessiales, Symbiodiniaceae.
AUGCCGGCGCGGCCUGCGAUGCCGGCGCUAACUCUUGGUAGGAAAUGGUGGAACUGGGGUCCGGCGUUGAUGCCCGUCAUCGGUGUGGCUCUGAUAUUGUUCAAAACCUUCAUCAUCAUUAUGGGACUUCAGCUCCUGCGCUAUGCAGCCAUCAUGGAGUCCCGGAGAAAAUGGAGGUUCCGACUCCUUGGCCUGUCAAUGGCCAUGGCCGUGGGACCCCUCUGUGAGGUGUCGGCCUAUGCCUUUGCACCGCAGUCGCUUUUGGCUCCACUGGAUGGCUUCGAUGUCAUUUGGAAUAUUCUGUUGGCGCCGUACACCCUCGGUGAGAGCCUGACGAGCAGCAAACUGCUCGGGUCAGGCUUUGUUUUUGCGGGCGCCGUGUCGGCUCCGAUGUUCAGUCCUCACAGCAAGCCCCCGGAGACCAUGGACGAUCUCCGCGAGAAGUUCAUCAGCCGAUCGUUUCUCGGGUGGAUCCUCGUGUGCAUCUCCCUCGCUUGCUUCGCUUGCCUGACCAUGCCGCCAAAGAAUGGCGCGCGGCCGCCAGCCCGACGGGGGCUGCUGUUGGCCAUGGCUGGGGGCUUCCUUGCUGGUCAGAGGUAUUUCAUGUCCUCGACUGCUACGGUGUUGCAUACCUCUUUCGAUGAGGGCAACUGGGAUAUGUGGUACGACCCGCUGGCCUACUUUAUUCUAGGAGGUAUGCUGUUUUGCGCGGCAAUGAACGCAGUGCUGCUGAAUAAAGGCUUGGCCGAGUUCGAGGCCAUGAUGAUGAUUCCAACGUUUGUGGGAACUUCAAUCGUGACGACGAGUGUUUCGGCAGCCGUAAUCUUGAAAGAGACGGCGACGCUCAUAGCUUGGAGGUUGCUCGGCUACUGGUUCGGCAUUCUUCUCGUCGUGACUGGCCUCGUUAUCAUCGCGAGGGAUGCUCGGCGACAGCUCGACGGCUGCGAAGAUGCCUCCGGGCAGCAGGCAGAGCGACGGCUAAUGGGCAUCCCGACGGAGCAGAGCCGCGUGGUGGUGCCGGUGGACAUCGCUGUAGCGGACUGA